Molecule: messenger RNA, 771 nt
Organism: Encephalitozoon intestinalis ATCC 50506
Lineage: Eukaryota; Fungi; Microsporidia; Unikaryonidae
Exons: 1
Coding region: 1-771 (256 amino acids)
Source: RefSeq, a predicted model, not a curated record
AUGAACUCUCACGAAACUCCAGAAACAAUUUGGAAUUCACUAUACCACAUUCCAGAGAGUACUGAAAAAAAAAUACAUCAGGUCAAGGAUCUAUACAACCGAUUUAUUUCACCUAUGUCCACUUUGUUCCCUUCUCUCAUAUUUCUUAUUUUUUCGGAAGGAAAGGUCAGUGGAAACCUUUUUCUCCGAUUCUUGGUAUUUAUUCUUCCUCUCUCUUACUUAUCAAUUCACCACUUCAGUUUGUUUUUUACCACCAAAAAAUUGGAAGACAAAUCUCCUAACGUGUUUCAUUCUUUCCUUAAGAUUCUCUUUCUUUCACUCUCCAUAAUUUUUACUCUUUCAAUUAUUUUAUUUCCUAUUAGAAGUUUGAGUAAUAACAAUCUGAAGAAAGCAGCCACCCUUUUCCUUCCUCGUGCCGUAUUAUCGACCUAUUUGCUGUCUAUCUCUUGUAGUCUUGAGUUGAUGUCGUUCAUAGAUACUGAACAAGAUGCUUUACUUGACCUAGCAAUAUUUAUAUGCAUCAUAACAAGCGGAGUAAUUUUCAGCAAAUUUGAGAAGAUCCAUCUCUUUUUGUUUGUGGUCUCUUCUUUCAUUCUUAUUCCAUUAAGAUCGUUGAAAGAAAAACACAAACCCUCUCCAAAAAGUACUGAAGUUACACUAUGGAGACAAGCUUUAUUUGCUCUAAUUCUUCUCAUCAUUAUAACCACCUAUAUAUUCUCAGCAUAUCUAUGCAUGUUCAAUCCUUGUGCCCAAGAAAGUAUUCCUUCUUAG